Molecule: messenger RNA, 2039 nt
Organism: Rhododendron vialii
Lineage: Eukaryota; Viridiplantae; Streptophyta; Magnoliopsida; Ericales; Ericaceae
Product: thymidine kinase a
Exons: 2
Coding region: 119-1693 (524 amino acids)
Biological process (GO): thymidine metabolic process; RNA modification
Molecular function (GO): RNA binding; protein binding; thymidine kinase activity
Source: RefSeq, a predicted model, not a curated record
AUUUCCCUCCAAUGCAAAACCCCAAAACCCAAAUUCGCAGACUCUUCUCUCUCUCUUUCUCUCUCAAACCAAUUCCUUGAAAGUUUGAAACCCCCAAAAAAAACAAAAAAAUUCCUACAUGUUAACUCUAUCGAGAAUGAAAGCACUUCUCUCUCCUACUCUCUCCUCGGCCCACCCCACUCGACACCUUCUAUUUCACUUCAAACCUCUGCAAAACCCUAAUUCCUUCCAAGUCAAAGCCGCCCUGCCCUCAAACUCCAUCAAAGCUCUCAAUUUGCACACGGAGGCCUCUCAGUCGCCUUGUGGAGAAAUCCACGUCAUCGUGGGCCCCAUGUUUGCCGGAAAAACAUCCACUCUUCUCCGCCGGAUCAAGUCUGAGAGUAGCAAUGGCAGUUUUCAGGUCAAGGUCCUCGAGAACUCCACCCAUUUAGAUAGGACAUUAAGGGGUCAUUGUUUCUCAGGAAGAUUGGAUGAAGCAGUCCGCUUAGUCUGCAGUGCAGGAACACAGGUGUAUCCAGAAACCUAUUCUCUUCUUUUACAAGAAUGCAUAUUCAGGAAACAAUACAGACUUGGAAGGAGAAUUCAUGCACAAAUGGCGGUUGUUGGCUUUGUUCCCAACGUAUAUUUGAUAACCAAAUUGUUAAUAUUGUAUGCAAAGGCAGGGGAUCUAGAAACGGCGAGCAUUCUGUUCAAUGAAUUGCCAGAGACGAGCUUAAUUUCAUGGAAUGCAAUAAUCGCAGGGUAUGUGCAAAAAGGUCUUGUAGAAAUAGGAUUGGGCCUUUACUACAAGAUGAGAGAUAGUGGUGUGGGACCAGAUCAGUACACCUUUGCAUCAGUCUUCAGAGCUUGUGCCACUUUAGCGACACUGGAGCAAGGGAAGCAAGCCCAUGGCAUCUUUAUAAAGAGUCAUAUAAUUGGAAACGUUGUAGUUAAUAGUGCCCUCAUGGAUAUGUACUUCAAAUGCAGCUGUCCCUCUGAUGGGCGGCUUGUAUUUGAUAAAUCUGAGGACCGGAACGUGAUUACAUGGACUUCUUUGAUAUCUGGAUACGGCCAAAAUGGGAGUACCAAAGAAGUUUUACAGUCCUUCCAAAGGAUGAUAAAUGAAGGUUACAGGCCCAACUAUGUUACAUUCCUAGCUGUCCUUUCUGCUUGUAGCCAUGGAGGGUUAGUGAGUGAAGGCUGGGAGUAUUUCUCAUCAAUGAGAAGAGAUUAUGGUAUUCAACCAAGAGGGAAACACUAUGCAGCAAUGGUUGAUCUUUUAGGUCGUUCUGGGAGGUUGCAAGAAGCCUUUGAUUUCGUUCAAACCUCACCCUAUCAAGAGCACUCAGUGAUAUGGGGUGCUUUGGUUGGUGCUUGCCGGAUUCAUGGAAACAUGGACAUGGUGAAGCUUUCUGCAAAGAAGUUUUUUGAGUUGGAACAGGAGAAUGCUGGGAAGUAUGUAGUCUUGUGUAAUGCUUAUGCUACUUAUGGUUUAUGGGACAGUGUUGCAGAGAUGAGGGGACAGAUGAAGGAAUUUGGGAUGAAAAAGGAACCUGGUUACAGCAUGAUUGAGGUUCAAAGGGAGGCCCACUUCUUCUUUAUGAGCGAUAACUCUCACGAGCAAACUGUGCAGUUACAGGAUUUAGUUAAUGAUUUGACUUGCAUUUUAAAGGACGCUGGUUAUGUUCCUGACUUGAGCAGUUGGUGGGAGUAGAACUUGGCUAAGUUUGUCUAAAUUUAACUUGUAAGAAGCGGCUUAAUCUUGUUUUUGCCUUUUAUAAGAUGCCUAGUUUCUUGGUAGCCAAACCUUAAACUUUGACUAUAGUGGGACAUUACAAGUGAGCAUUAGUUUUCUUUGCAUGCGCCCCCACCCAUGUCUUGGGCCGUUAAGCUGAUGAGCAAUUAUAGCCUAUUUUUGGUGUUAUGCAAUUGAAGCAAGGUGUGGUAGAUGUGGAGGAGGAUGCAAUGUACAGUGCACUUGUCCUAACAUGCCAACCUAGGUUAGCAGCAUAAAUGCUGAUUGACAAUUAUUUGUUCUGUAAUAAAAAGUUGUUUAUUGA